This is a messenger RNA of Ictalurus punctatus (channel catfish), 1098 nucleotides long. Its product is annotated as voltage-dependent anion channel 2. Lineage: Eukaryota; Metazoa; Chordata; Actinopteri; Siluriformes; Ictaluridae. Gene Ontology annotation, biological process: monoatomic anion transmembrane transport. The record is from RefSeq and is marked provisional. Gene Ontology annotation, cellular component: mitochondrial outer membrane. Gene Ontology annotation, molecular function: voltage-gated monoatomic anion channel activity.
UGAAGAGCUAGCGGGUUGCGUCAGAAGGACAAAAGCUUUUGUGGGUUCAAGCUUUUGUUACAGUGUCGGUACAAUGUCUGUUCCUCCUAACUACUCUGACCUGGGAAAAGCGGCGAAGGAUAUCUUUAGCAAAGGCUACGGCUUCGGAAUCGUAAAGUUGGACCUCAAGACCAAGUCGCAGAAUGGAGUUGAAUUCAACACAUCCGGAUCUACUAAUAUUGACUCUGGCAAGGCUGGUGGGAGUUUGGAGACCAAGUACAAGCUGAAGGAGCUGGGCCUGGGUCUCAAUCAGAAAUGGAACACGGACAAUACUCUCGCUACUGAACUUUCAGUGGAGGACCAGCUGGCCAAGGGCUUGAAGGUGGCUCUUGACACGUCCUUUGUUCCAAACACAGGCAAGAAGAGCGGCAAGCUGAAGACUGGCUACAAGCGGGACUAUAUCAACCUGUCCUGCGAUGUUGACUUCGAGGGCCCAGUCGUGCAUUCAGCGGCUGUUUUGGGCUAUGCGGGCUGGUUGGCUGGUUACCAAAUGGCAUUUGACACAGCCAAGUCCAAACUGGUGCAGAACAAUUUUGCUCUUGGCUACAAGGCUGGCGAUUUCCAGCUUCACACCAAUGUAAAUGAUGGAACCGAGUUCGGAGGCUCUGUCUACCAGAAGGUGAACAAUCAGCUGGAGACUGCGGUCACUCUGGCGUGGACUGCUGGCAGCAACAACACACGCUUUGGCAUCGCCGCCAAAUACCAGCUGGACAGUGAUGCUUCUUUGUCUGCCAAGGUGAACAAUGCCAGUCUGAUUGGAGUUGGUUACACUCAGUGUCUGCGACCAGGUGUGAAGGUGACACUCUCUGCGCUCAUCGAUGGCAAGAAUUUCAACACUGGAGGACACAAAGUUGGACUGGGCUUUGAACUUGAAGCAUAAAUACCCACCCUAGUGGUAUUUAUCCUACAUGUUCUGUUGUUCUUUGUCCACAAGCAUUACCCCACCACGUCACUUGAUUGAAAAAUAAAGACGUGAUAAUUGGUGCUGAUUUGAGUGACUCAGUCAACACUUGAACGCUAAAUGUUUCCAUCUGCUAAAUAAAUGGUCCACCAAUGAAU